This is a messenger RNA of Mizuhopecten yessoensis (Yesso scallop), 7281 nucleotides long. RefSeq names its product titin-like. Lineage: Eukaryota; Metazoa; Mollusca; Bivalvia; Pectinida; Pectinidae. The transcript is spliced from 7 exons. The coding region runs from base 168 to 4481 and encodes 1437 amino acids. The record is from RefSeq and is a predicted model, not a curated record. Gene Ontology annotation, molecular function: DNA-binding transcription factor activity, RNA polymerase II-specific; RNA polymerase II transcription regulatory region sequence-specific DNA binding. Gene Ontology annotation, cellular component: nucleus. Gene Ontology annotation, biological process: regulation of transcription by RNA polymerase II.
GUCGUGUUGCAUUGUGGGAUUGCAAGGAAGCGUGCCGGGUCUCAUGGCUGAAAAAUCGAAGAUCACUUUGUAAAAAGAAAAAUUUGGACUUUUAGAAUAUACAGACUGUAAUCUGUGGUCUCAAAUCAAUUUCCAUAGGUCUUAAUCUGACUGCCAUCACGUUCUAGAUGGACAAUCCUGUCCCACAGGAGGGGGAGUCUGUGGUAGAAGAGGAACAAGUAAUUUCCAUGGAGGCAUCUACAGACCAAGUUCAAACUGAGAUAGUGAUGGCAGACCCGGUUGCUGAGAUAGUGAUGGCUGACCCGGUGGCUGAGAUAGUGAUGGCAGACCCGGUGGCUGAGUCGACCCUGGAGCCUGAGCCUGGUGUGGUGAUCUAUACCUCCGAGGACCUCACAACUGAUGCCGAUGGUCUGGCCCAGUACAGUGAAGUUGAAGCUGUCAGUAGCACGAUGCCUGCUGUAAUCAUGGCUGAACCUCAAGUCCAGCCGGAAAAUGCCACCACUCAAGUGGUACAUGUUGCAGCUGGUGAGUCGGUGGACAGUGCAAGCUAUGUAAUAGCUGAGCAGGCUGGCCAGCAGGGUCAGUGUGAGGGAGGUCUGUCAAUGGACUCGGUGUCUUACCACAUGGAGGCUCUGCCAAUGCCUGUUGUCCCGGACAUGGUGGAGGAGUCGGUAGAGGAGAUGGUGGAGGAGGCUGAGGUUGUAGAGGGAGAUAACUCUGAGGAAGCUCCAGAAGAAGCUGAUAUUUCUCAUAUGCAAGUUCUUCAUGUAACAGCAGAUGGACUUCAGGUGAUACAGAGUAAUGGUGCCGUUGAAGCAGCUGUCCAACAGGCGAAUGAAGAAAUAUUGGCUGCAGAACAAAGGGAAGAUGAAGUAGAGGAGGAUAUUUUGACUGCUGACUCAGGAGACGUAGCACCUGUAGAAUCUUAUGCCAGUGUACAAGAGCCUGAAACAACACUAGUAGAAUCCAAUUCAAACGUACAAGAGGCUGUAACAGAGGCUGUCAUCCAACCCGAGACAUGCAUCCCACUUGGAGAAGAAACUGUAGAGGAGGCACAGCCAGUACUUCUGGAACAGCAUGUAAUGGAAACUGUAGAGUCUGUCCCAGAUACAACAAGACCAGUCACUCCUGCGCAAGAGGAAAAACAGGAGAAUGUGGAGCCUUCUCCAGAAUUAGUGGAGGAAAAUGAGGAUGUGGAGGAGGAAAAAAUGGAAGAGGAAGUCGACGAGGAAGAUGAACUUAUAGAAGAGGAAGAUGUUAAGAUAAUUCAGUUAAAUACAGAGGAUGCAAUUGAAGAGGAGGGAGAUGAGGAGGAACCAGAGGAGCUUGAAGAUGAAGAAAAGCAAAUUGUAGAAGAUGAAGAAGAAAUGAGUGAAGAAGAUAAUAUGAUUGAGAAAAUGGAUACUCCCACAGCAUCAGUGAUAGAUCCAAAUACUGGUGCCACAAUAGAAACUCUAAAAUGUGAUGAUGGGGGAACUGUAGCAGUAACUUACAAUGUUGAUGAUGAUAGUGACGAUGAGGGUGAGGUUGAGCCUCUACCAGGACCUGAUGAUGAUGAAUACGAAGACGACGAAGAGCCUGAGGAAGAUGAAGAACCUAAGGAAGUACAAGAGGAUGAACAAGAGGAAGAACAAGAGGAAGAAGAGGAAGAAAAGAAGGAAGAGAUGGAGGAAGAGAUGGAUGUAGAAGAGGAUGAAGAACCAGAGGAAGAAGAGGAAGUUGAAGAAGAAAAACUUCCAGCAAAACGAAGGGGGAGACCAUCAAAAGUAGCAGAAGAGGCUGCUGCUGCUGCUAUUCUUGCCCAGAAAUCACGCAGGAAGUCUGCAAAUGCUGUUGACACCCCUGAGGUGAAAACAAAAGGCAGAAAGAGUAAUGUUGAAGUAGAGACACCUGAAGCAAAACGCGGAAGAGGUAGACCUGCCAAGGAAACUCCAGCUUCAGAUACACCAGAAACAAAACGAGGAAGGGGAAGGCCAGCAAAGGGUUCCAAGCAGGAGGUAAGUGAAGAAACACCAGAGCCUCCAAAGAGUGGUCGGAGAGGUAGACCAGCCAAAGAAACUACUGACACACCUGAAACGUCUGAGAAACCUAAAGGAAGAGGACGUCCAUCUAAAGAUGCUAAAACAGAGGAGACUCCAGAAGUCAAAACACCAGGAAGAAGGGGAAGGCCAAAAAAGAAAGAGGUUGAAGUGGAGGAAGAGGAGAAUGAAGAAGAAGAAGAAGAUGAAGUAGAGGAACCUGCUUCAACUCCUAAAGGUAGAAAGAGUAAAUCACAAGAGGUUGCGACACCAGUAUCAAGUGGUGAGCCAAAGAAGAGAGGAAGACCUCGUAAAGAAGAGGAAGAAACUCCUACACCAAAGAGUAGGGGAAGAGGUAGGCCAAAAAAGGAACAAGUUGUUGAGAUAGAAGAAGAGGAGGAGGAGGUGGAAGAAGAAGAGGAGGAAGAAAUGGAAGAGGAGGAGGAGGAGGUUGUUGAAGUUAAGAGGAAACGAGGACGACCUUCAAAAUCUGGUACACCAGCUAAAGCAGAAACACCAUCAGCAGGAAAGGGUAAAGGCAAAGACACAGUCACCAGAGGUAAACUUGCAGAGGAAGAAGAAUCUGACAAAUCUAGACGAAGGUCAGGUAAAGGAAAACAGGUUGAGGAUGAGAUUGAGGAAGAGGUAGCAAAGUCCCCAGGAAAGAAAGGAAAGGGAAAGAGGAAAGAAGAGGAUGAAAAAACAAGAAGAACACCUGCUGCAACAGCAACUGUCACUCCUGUCACUAAGAAACGUGGAAGGGGGGCAGAAGAGGAAGCUCAAGAUGAUGAGGAUGAGGAAGGUAUAGAAGUAGCUGAAGUGGAGAUGCCUGUGAGAAAACGUUAUAAAAACAGUGAAAGUGUACAGACCAUGUCUGACGCAUCUACCGAGGCGGGCAAAAUCAUCAUACCAAGAGUAAAACAAGAGCCUAUGGAGGAGGACAAACAAAUGAAAAUGAAGACAGUCAUAGUAAGAGAAGAUCAGGGAGACAUCUAUAAUAUUGACCAAAUUGACGAGGAUGAACCAAUGGAAUCUUCCCUUAGUGGUCCCAGUGCAUCAGCUGUACCUUUUAUUGAGGUGGAAACCAUUGAGGAGUCGCCUGGUAAGAGGUCAGUUCUAACUCAGACUGAUCCUAAACUAAAGAAAAAGAAAUUUGGACCACUAGGAAUGGAAGUGGAUGUGAAUGGAGAGGAGAAAUCUCCAAGAAAAAGGAAAAAGAAGGAAGACGAUGUGGGGAUGUUUGAAGACCUGGAACCAAAGAGGAGGUCAGUAAGAAAUACAGAGGAGGCCUUGAAUUGUCCCUUCUGUGAUAAAGCCUUUAUUGGCUUAGUGAAACACAUCAAAGGCAAGCACAGGGAUGAGACAGACUAUGAGGAGGAGAUGAGGAAUGCCAAGUGGAGGGAAAAGAUAAUGAAAGUGUCGACACAGGGUGCAGAAGAAGAUGGUGAGCAGUGUCAAGAAUGUGGCAAAACCACUAAGAAUAUCAAACGCCACCAAGAACUCCACCAGCAGAACCGCAUGCAGAUCCCUUGUCCUAUCUGUGGUAAAGUGGUUCUCAAAACCGGUAUGAGCUCCCACAUGCGUACUGUGCACUCUGGUCGCCGCCCAUACAAGUGUCCUCAUUGUGAUUACUCGUCUGCAUUCCGUGGAAACCUUAACACCCAUAUUAAGGGCAUGCAUCUACACACAAGACAGUAUCUCUGUAAUACAUGCAAAGCUGCAUUCAAGACACUGGGAGCCCUGAUUGGUCACACCAAGCGUGUUCAUGAGGGAUGGAAAUCUCCUAACCAAAAGAUCUUUAUUUGCUCAGUGUGCGAGAAGCGCUUCACCAAGAAGUACCAUGUGGAUCGCCACAUGCUGAUCCACACAGGGGAGAAGCCACAUAAAUGCAUAGACUGUGGACGUUGCUUCAACAACAAAUCCAAUCUCAUGUCCCACAUCCAACUGGUACACAAAAAGCUGUCGCCCUACCAAUGUGACAUGUGCCAGGAGACUUUCAAACGUAAGAAGCUCCUGCUGGAACACAUUGGAAAGGUCCACGUCACCGCUGGGGAGGCUGCACAGGCCAUCAUUCGCAAGUUUGAGCUUGAGGACUCGGAUGAUGAACUAGAUGACGAUGAUUUGGAUGAACAGGUUGCAGUUGCACAGGUUGAGAAUGUACAUCUGGAGGAAGAUGUUGGUGACGGACAGACCUAUGUGACAGUGUCUGGGGCUGACGGGGCGUACACAACAGCCGUGGUCAGUGACACAGCUCAGCUGUUGGCUGGACAGGGACUGACUACUCUGCAGACUGAGGGUGGACAGGAGACAAUCAUCAUUGUCCAGACUGCUGACGGUGGGGAGAAUGCAACGCAUGCCAUUGUGGACCAGGAUGGUACUGUACAGUACGUUAUGCAGCAGCCCAUGGACGGAAGUGCCGAUGGGGCUCAGCUAUAUGCUCAGAUACAGCAGGGCACAGUGUGAGAUGUGUCCGACUAUAAGAACUUGUAACCAACUGUUUGGAAACUAAAUGUAUUGGAACAAUUUCAAAAGAUCUGAUAGAGUUUUGUUUUUACUGAGAAUGUUAUUCUAUGGAGAAAUCCAUGGAGAAUAAUGAUCAAGGGAGAAUUAAUGUUCCAAGUGCAUAUCCUGCAUGUUUUUGUUGAAAUUAAAUUCUGACUUCAGAUAAACAGAUGUAAUGACAGUUUCUGAUGAACAGCGUGAUCAAUUUUGAGAUUAAUUGUUGUCUGCUGUCCAUAAGAAAACAUCUGCCAAACAAAAAGCAUCUCAAACACUUUUGUUUAUUUUUGGUUGAACACAGUUCGUACCAGGAAGUUUUAGUGGUAGAGAUGGAUUAAUUCAGGCAUUUAACAGCUAGGAUUCUCAUUCUCAAAAAAAAGAUAUCGUCAAUAGUAAGUAACAUGUUUUAAUUUUUGUAAUGACAUGUUUUGACAUUUGAAUUCUAAUACACACAAAAUGUUAUUAAUUGACUUGCUAUUACUGCUUUCUGAUCCUGCAUUGAUUUAUCUCAUUUUCAUUUUACAUGUUUUUUUUAACUCGACUGAAAUGUAAUAUUUAUAUCAUGUCUUUUUUUCCGGUAUUACAUUUUUACUUAAGCUAAUCGUGCAAGGUGGGCCUUGUCAAAAUUUGAGUAUCUGGUUUGAAUAUUAUUUUUUGUUGUUCACAAAAUACAAUGCAAAACUUUCUUAAUAAUAGAAACUGCUCUUAGAUAUAUUCAGGUCAUCAUGUAUAUGAUUUGUGGAUAACUUUCACUUGUAGUUUAUGUUGACAAACAUUUGUGUAUACACACUUUUGUGAUCUGCUGGUAUUGACACUUCAGUGAGUUAAGUAUUCACACACAAAAUUCACUGUAUUUACAUUGCAGUGGAACGAAUUUGUACAAUUUAUUUUAGCCAUAUCAAGAUUGUGCAUACCAGCAGAUCAUGAAGCUUUUUAUCAAUGAAAUAGUCUGUCAACCUGAAACUUAAAGACAUUUUUCACAAAUAGUUCUAUUUAUGCACUUCACAGUAUGGAAUUAUAUUUCCUGAAAUGAAAUUCUUUGCACAUUUGUAUCGAUAGCUAUUUUUAUUCAGGUUUUAUACCUGUUAUGCAUGCCAUCAGCCAUUUUAGCUGUUGGUGUUAUGAAACCAUUCACUCCAUCAUCACUCUAUUUGAUUGAUUUGAUGGGAAAGAAAAUUUAAGAAAGAAAUUCUUUCACCAGUAGAAUAUAUAUCGGUAGAUAGCAGCUGUAGGGAAUUCCAGAUGAUAGUAGAUUUGCAUUGUAAAGACUAAGUUUGACUCCAAAUUGCUGUUUUAUUGACAUGCAUCAUUUUUUAAGCAAACACUAACAUUUUUGAUAUGUUAUUUAAAUUGUAAUUUAAUUUUAAUAGACAUUAGUUAACAUACUGUUCAACCUGGUACCAGUUUACAACUGCCCAGAGAGGACCAGGAUAAUUUGUUCAUUAAAGCACAUUAUUUGUUAUCAUAAUGAAUCUGAUGUCCGGUUUCAAUGAUGAAUUUGUAUUUAAUACAAACCUGUAUGGUUUUUUGUUGUCAGCACACUUUAUUGUUUCUUUAGCUUCUAGUUUGUUGCAGGAUUGUGUUGUGUUUGACGGCACCAGCACAGAAAUAACAAGUAGAUCUAGAUCCUGUUUUCAAUGAGGAUAAUUUUGAGGUGUCUUUCCAAUGUCGAAGGAAUGCACAAGAUUAAAGAUCAUUGUGUCUAGUGCAAACCAUCAACCAAAGACCUUAAGUAAUUCACAAACAAAUUCAAUACAACGUUUGUCACCGUCGCUAAUUCAGGUUUACAAUGCUGUACAUGUUCGUGGCAAACCUGGUAGAACUCAUUUAGUAAGUAAUUACAUAUGCUUGGUAGUGUUUUUGCCCAGUGGAAACAAGUGGAGAUUGUUGAUUUACACAUCAUAGAGUAGUGUUGUAUACUAGAUGUGUCCCUUGUGAUGCUUGACGUUGUGUAUGUAUCAAUGUGGUGUAUAUGGUUAACAUGCACUGUUUUGCCGUGAAAGAUGUAUGCAAUAUUUUUGGGGAGAUGAAAGAAUGAGGAAUAUUUUGUAGAAUGAGAACAGGAAUGAGGAUUUUAAAGAGGUAUGCUGACUUUUCUUGAGAAAUGUAAUAUAUAAGGAUUUUUACAGGAAACCUUUUGUCAAAUGAAAGGAUUUUAUUUAAAGAUUAGUUAGUUCAUGCCCUAGAGUACAUAUAAAAGAUCCUUGAGUUGAAGCUUCUCUUUUUACAUUGUAUUGUAUUUGAACAAUGUUGUAUCGGAAGAAAACUGAAGCCUAUAUAUUGUUAUUGUUAAGCUUGCAUGUGUGGAAUUUGAGAGUUUUCUGGCCUACACUGUCGGACAAAAUGAAAUGAAGUCAUAACAGUAAUGUACUGUGCCAGUGGGUUAUUUAAAGUGAACGUGGAACAGAAUGGUUCUGAAUGAAAUGUAAACUUGACAAAAACAACAGGAAACUUUAAAGAGGAAGAAAGUUUUGAGAGCAAUGAUAAAUGGCAGUUUAGCCCCUUGAAGUUUUAUUUAGGAGUAUGAUUGGAAUCCUGGCACCUACAUCAGAUGCCAGACCAGGCCUUGGUUUCAUGAACAUUUCUUAUCCAAAGUUUUUACAAUAUUCUUGAGCUUAACCAUGUCUUCCCAUCUGGAAUAAUGAUAUUUGGGGAAACGUAUUUUAAGGAAAAGAUGUCUCAUGAAACUAGGGCCUGCUGAUGGCGGUUUUGUCACUGUUGUAUGCAAUUCAUAUGCAUGGUAAUAAAGAUGAAGAUAUCAAAA